AGCCUUGUCGAUCGUUACCGCGCAGUACCACGGCCAUUGUGUUAAAAGAACCCACGACGCUCGGAUAGUUGAAUGCAGAGGACCGGGGACGCGUAGUUUUUCCAAGUUUUUCCUCCUGUGAUAUUUAGAUUGUGCCAAUAUAGAAACGAGGAAACGAUACCAGAGAAGAUGGAUGAUGACCAGCAGUUUUGCCUUAAAUGGAACAAUCAUCAAAGCACAUUGAUUCAAAAUUUCGACACGCUUUUAGAGAGUGGCACGCUGGUCGAUUGCACGUUGGCAGCGGAGGGGAAAUACCUAAAGGCCCACAGGGUAGUCCUCUCCGCGUGCAGUCCAUAUUUUGAGGGCCUUCUUAGCGAGCAUUACGAUAUGCACCCUGUAUUUAUACUCAAAGAUGUAAAAUUUAAAGAAUUGAAGGCAAUGAUUGAUUAUAUGUACAGGGGAGAAGUUAAUAUCUCCCAAGACCAACUAACGGCACUCCUUAAGGCUGCCGAAUCAUUACAAAUUAAAGGCCUUUCGGAAAGUAAAACGGUUGGUAGUAAUGGUAAUAAUAAAUCACUUUCGAGGGUAUCUAAAGUUGCUCCACAACCAAGGUCAUCACCUCUAAAUAUUUCCUACGCGUCUGCCGGUCUCACCAUUGAAAGGAACAGAGUUCCUAGACAGGCAAGUUCGAUAGGAGAUUUGCCAGAAGAUUCGCAUAGUCCUCAAAUUCCCAAGGAACAUUCUUCGAGCAGGGAAGGUUCGCUCAGCCCAACAUCAAAGAAAAGAAGAAAACUUAGAAGAAGAAGUGCCGGUGAAGAUACUUCUAUAGAAAAUCACGAAGCAUCGAAUUCAAGUGAUAUACCUCAACAAAUGGGCGUGCCGGCACUUGCGAUAGCACCUGUCGCGGACGAAAAAACGAAUGCGGAUCCAACGGACUCUCUCGGCAGGUCAGCUUUAAUGACACAGUUGACGAAACCUGCCGACGAGAUGUUACAGAUGCCUCUCGAAAAUCCUGAACCGAGCGAUAAUCUCAUUGAGCCAAAGUCCGAGUAUAUGGAGGACCAGGAAGAAAGUGUCGAAGACUUGACGCUAGACGAUGACAUGAAUGAUUUAAAUGAAAUUGAACAAGACACGAACAGAGCAGGACCUUCCCAUGACACGUCCCAACAUCCUGCAGGCCUUGCAACAUGGCACGUUACUGGUGAUCGAAGUAAUGCAAGUGGUGUCGUCGGUUCCGUAGCUGGUGCUCCGGGCACGACAGACGAAGUCUUCCUCGCAGCUCAGGAGGCCGCACAGGCCCACCGCGACUCACAAGGAUUCUUUGCUGGGCUUGGUUGGAGUAACGAAAGUAUUGGAAACAAUCGUCGUGUAUCUUCGAGAAAUAACAACGUGGAUGGGAACGUGCCAGGACCGUUGACACCCCAACGACGUGCUAGGCUACAUUGUCCUGGACGACAUCAUCAAGGAAGGAACAACAAUAAUCGUUCAUUGGGUAAUAGCAUAACAACAACUUCGGGACACGAUCGUCGCCAUAAUUGCGGUAGAUGUGGCAAAAGUUAUAAAAAUGCUUAUAUACUUAAAAGACACAUAUUGUACGAAUGCGGCAAAGCACCCUCAUUCAGUUGUCCCCAUUGCGCGUUCAGCUCGAAAUACGAAAGAAAUUUAAAAGCCCAUAUAAAUCAUCGUCACGUAGACGUCCAAUCAUCGCAAUCGGCUACCGCCCUCAAUCAAAGGGCCUGAAGAAGAAAACGUCUGGUUUUUCCUUCGGUUUUUCGCUCUCCGCUCCUUUAAAAAAACAAUCCUUUCCUUCCCAUCCUAAAAACGUCAAAACUGAAGUGUUUUUUACCGACUGGGAUUCAUUUAUUUCUUUUUUUUUGCUUUGAUUUUAUGUAGUUUUUUAGGCUGAGAGAGAUGUUUAUCCGAUAUUGAAAUUCAAUCCUCCCCCAUUAUUGUGAUUUUUACAAGAUAUGUUAUAUAAUACUUCUUUGCUUUUUUCUAUUUCUUUCUUUCUUUCCGUAAUUUUUACUUCGUUAAAGUUGAUUUUUUUUUUAUCGUAUUCUUAUGGUUUCUAGUCUUUUUGGUGAGUGAUAUAGGGAAAUUUAUAUCGUUUCGUAUAUUUUGUUUUUCUUUUAAUAUUUUCUAUUUAUUUAUACGCGGUGCUGAGAAUUUGUGCAAAAGCAAUCGUAAGAUUAUAAUAUAAAAUCGGUUUUGUUUUCUUUUAUUAUUUUUUUUCUUCUUUUGUUAUUUUUAUAUAUUCUUCCCCUAAAGAGAGAAAAGAAUCUUGUUAGGAAUAUAUAUAUAUUUAAUCUAUUAUUUUUUUUUUCUAACCCCUAACUAGUCUUCCCUCGUUUCGUUAUUUAACGAACUAUUACCAAAUAAAUGAUAUACACGUAUAAAUACAGGUAAACGAAAAAUUAAUGAAAUGAUUAUACAAAUUAAUUAUCCCCAUAGUCGAGAUCUUUUGAAUUAUCUUUUUUUUUUAUCUAUUCGCAAGAACGAAACAAAGAAAACAAAUGGUUUAUUUAAAAUAUCUCGAUAAAUGGUAAUUAAUUUUUAUUGUUGAAAUCCAUUAGAAAUUUUUGGUUAUAUUUAUUUCCUGUAUAUAUAUAUUAAUCAAACGUACGUAACACACUCUUCCGAUUAGAAUAAUUAUCUUAUAUAAGUUAGAUACAUAUAAUAUUAUUUAUCGAUUUUCCAUUAACAUUCUUUUAUCCUCGAGUUUUAAACAAAACGAAAAGAAAAAAAAAAAAAAAAAAAAGAAAAUAUAUUUACAAGUAAUAAUAUAUAAUAAUAUAAUGAAAUUAAAUGAAAUCUCGUUGUGCCAUACGACGAAGUCGUUUUAUCGAUAAUAGGACGUUUCAAACGGGUGUAGCCGUAGUGAUGUAUCUCUGUGUAUAUUAAAAUAUAUUUAAUAAAAAAAAAAAUAUAUAUAUAUAUACAUAUAAAUGAAAAAUGACAAAAAAAGAGAAGCAAGAAAAGUAUUACCAAUAUCGCAAAAAAUUACGAACCCCCGUAUCAUCACGCGGUUUCAGUGGUGAUAAGUAAAAAUGGGGAAAGAAAUUUAAAAAAGAAGAAAAAAAGAUAAGUAAAGUAAAAAAGAAAGAAUAAAAGAAAGAAAGAAAAAUAAUAAAUAUAAUAUAAGUAAUUUUCAAGUAGUAUAUACUCUCUAUAUUGUGACAAUAUUAAAUAUAUAUAUAUAUAUAAUUGAAAUUGCAAUUAUAUGCAAUUUAUUAUUCGCUUAGCGAUUUUUGCUUCGUAAUACGUUAUUUAAUCGUAUAUAGCAUACAAAUACACUCAUACAUAUGUACACUUACGAACACAAACACACAUACACAUAUACACACAAAUUUAUUUAAAUAUAAUAAUAAACAUUGUGAGAUAUUAAAAAAAAAGACAAAAGAAAAUAAAAAUCACUGUGUCGAUACAUACGUAAAAAAAGAAAGAGAAAAAAUGAAUAAAAUGGGGGAACGAAAGAAUGUAAAAAAAAAUACGAAGGAAAAAGUUGGGGAAAAAUAACUCGACCCCAUAAACCCGAUAAAUGACGAAUCAAAAUCGAAAAUUAAUGGGAAAGAAAAAAAAGGAAAAAAAGAAAAAAAAGAAAGAAAAA
This is a messenger RNA of Polistes canadensis, 3586 nucleotides long. Its product is annotated as longitudinals lacking protein, isoforms A/B/D/L-like. Gene Ontology annotation, molecular function: protein binding; DNA binding. The record is from RefSeq and is a predicted model, not a curated record. The coding region runs from base 169 to 1719 and encodes 516 amino acids. The transcript is spliced from 7 exons. Gene Ontology annotation, biological process: regulation of transcription by RNA polymerase II. Lineage: Eukaryota; Metazoa; Arthropoda; Insecta; Hymenoptera; Vespidae. Gene Ontology annotation, cellular component: nucleus.